AUGCAGCAAUCCCCAGAGUCUCCUGCAAGCCAGAGAAGGGUUUCAAACGCGUGCAAUUAUUGUCGAAAGCGCAAGAUAAGAUGCUCAGGCAAGCAGCCAUGUGGAAACUGUCACAAGCGCAAGAUUGCUUGCCACUUUGAUGAUGAUCGCAAGAUUGCGGUCUCGGUACGAUAUUUACAGCAGUUGGAGCAGCAAGCAGGAGAUAAAGAUUCGCAAACAGGUCCAGAGAAUGGCCAAUCAGCAAGGCAGUCCCGCCUGCGGCCGUCUCCAACUCCGGGUUCGUCGCCCAGUCGCUCCAGCGCAGAUGUUUCAUCGAAUCCAUUGGUUUCUGCAACUUCUUCAUAUGUCAGAGAUGGAAGCGGGAGAUUCCGUUUCAUGGGUCCAUCAUCAUCAGCGUCUUACAGCACGCGUGUCUUCUCCUUGCUGAGGCAUCACUUCCCUGACGUCUGCACUGUGGAUUCGCCUGUCAAUACUGAAAACAGCACCUAUAAGCUUACAUGGCCAAUCAUUGCUACAGACCAUUUACCUGAUCUUGGGGAUCUGCCUUCGCUCGACUACUCCCUCUACCUUGUGAAUACCGUCAAGUUUCAUGCAUGUCAACUACUCCGUCUAUUUGACGAGGACGAUUUUGUCAAGAACCUGCACGAGUUUCACCAACUUGGUCUAUCCAAGGCUCGAUCAUCGAGACUGUGGUUCGCUCAAUAUCUACUCUUGGUGGCUUUGAGUAAAGGCUUCAUCUCCACACUCAGAAUUCCUGGCACGCCACCAGGCUCAGUUUACUUUCAAAAAGCCAUGUCCAUUAUGCCAGACUACGUGAGCCUGACGCGAGAACCGCUUCUCGCCAUCGAAGUUCUUUGCAUGGUUGCAGUGUACCUGAUGUCUGUCGACAUGCAAAAUGCUGCAUAUGGCUAUAUCCAUCAAGCGCUAAGCCUUUCCAUCAUUGAAGAUCUUCAUCGAGAUAUGCCUCCUACCGUCAUGGACCAAGAAUCUGCUCAGCGAUGCCGCAACGUAUGGUGGACAGUAUACGUUCUUGACCGACAACUUUCGUCCAUGAUAGGUGCUCCAUGCUCGAUCCAAGAUGUAGAAAUAACCAGCCGCCUACCCUCAGAAAUCGACGGGUCUCAGCGCUGUGUCAUCUUUAGCAUCAAUGUGCAGCUCUCCAAGAUGACUGCACAGGUAAUCAAUUCUGUUUAUAGUGUCAAAGCAGAGUACCUCAAAAUGGUGCAGGUCGUACUGCGGAAUAUGGCUAGUAUUGCGCAAGAGAUCAAGGGCGUCGUUGAGGCAAAUCGUUGGGGGACUUUAUCAUCCGUCUCUGGCGUUGCCAAUCGUCUCAUAUUGCUUUACCACCAUUGCGUGGUUCUCGCCAUUCGCCCCUUGGUGCUUCAACUAUUGAGUUGGUAUUUGACGCGGUCAGCCGCGGCAGCAGAUACUCAAAAGCAGUUCUCCGGUCCAAUUAAAAAGAUGCUCGAAACGUGUAUUCAAUCGGCCUCGCAUAUAAUAUGCACCCUGACUACUCUUCACGAACAUCAUCUGCUAGGCAGUUUCUUCUUCUUUGACCUUGAACACGCUUUCUCAGCUGCAUUUGUUCUCACAAUUGCGGCCGUCAUCAUUCCUUCAAUGAUCCCAGACUUGGACCAUGAGGCGGCUAUUCACACAAUCUUUGAAUAUCUGAUUCGCAGAGGGAGCAUUCCUGCUCAGUUGCGAAAACACGAGCUAGAUCACCUGAAGAGCCUCCUUUCGCCGCUGUCGGCCGAAAAUGCUACAACGCCAGGAGCCGACCGAGGUAACGCCUCGGCCGUUAUUGACCAGACGCUCGAUGCCGAAACUAGCAUGUCUGAUGCAGAGGUUGGGCUAUCUGCGACCAACAUGCUAUCGAUCGCAGAGCAGCUGGAUGCCAGUGAAACUGUGACAGGAAUUGAGUUUCUAUCACCGACAUAUUGGCCAUGGUCCACAGCCGAUGAGACCAGUAUUUUCCCGGCGAAUUGA
Messenger RNA from Pestalotiopsis fici W106-1, 1986 nucleotides. RefSeq lists its product as uncharacterized. The record is from RefSeq and is a predicted model, not a curated record. Gene Ontology annotation, cellular component: nucleus. The transcript has 8 exons. The coding region runs from base 1 to 1986 and encodes 661 amino acids. Gene Ontology annotation, molecular function: zinc ion binding; sequence-specific DNA binding; DNA-binding transcription factor activity, RNA polymerase II-specific. Gene Ontology annotation, biological process: positive regulation of transcription by RNA polymerase II; DNA-templated transcription. Lineage: Eukaryota; Fungi; Ascomycota; Sordariomycetes; Amphisphaeriales; Sporocadaceae.